Benincasa hispida (wax gourd) is the source of this 1746-nucleotide messenger RNA. Its product is annotated as calmodulin-binding protein 60 G-like. Gene Ontology annotation, molecular function: DNA-binding transcription factor activity; sequence-specific DNA binding; calmodulin binding. Gene Ontology annotation, biological process: regulation of salicylic acid biosynthetic process. NCBI's taxonomy places the organism in Eukaryota, Viridiplantae, Streptophyta, Magnoliopsida, Cucurbitales, Cucurbitaceae. The record is from RefSeq and is a predicted model, not a curated record. Gene Ontology annotation, cellular component: nucleus.
GUUAACCCUAUCUUGAGAUCAUCAAUAAUCUCAGCCACUCGAUCUCAGCGUACCAGAAUUCAAUGGAUCCGAUCGGUGCCGCCGCUACUAACAGAAACAAGAAGAGGAGAGCCUCUUCCGAUGAAGCUCCAAAGGUUCAAGAUUACGCCAUGACAAGUUACCAUAGCUCUUUUCCUCCAACUUGUUUUGGAGCUGUAUUUGAGCAUAUGGUUGCUCGAUGGUGGCCUCAAAUAAAAGAACCUGUGAUGGGAGAAGUACUUAACCGUAUCUUUGUCGAAACAUGGCCUAAAAUGGAACAUGAAUUUCGCCAACAGGUAUCCAAGGAAAUAGAGAGGAUGAUGAUCUCUCGCAUUUACUCCCUUUCACCAUCACCAAGCGAACAACAUGAGAGUGAAGAAGGGGAAGUACCUACAACAUCUAAAACAUUGAAGUUGAAGUUAUGCUUUUCCAAUUCAAUUUCCCCUCUCAUUUUCACAAACAACGAGAUAAAAUCUGAGCAUGGUGAGCCACUGAAAGUCUUAAUCCAUGAUGCCACCAACUCCAACACUAUCAUCUCCACUGGUCCAUCGUCGUCUGCCUUAGUCGAGUUCUUCAUCCUUGGAGAGUUCGAUUCUAGCAAACGACAAGAUGACGAAACACCCUGGACAUCGAGUGAUUUCGACAAAAGCAUCUUGACUCCAAGAGAUGGUAAACGACCUUUGAUCAUUGGUAGUGAUCGCCAACUUUACCUACAAAACGGAGUUGGCUUCGUCAAGAAUCUAAUCGUAACUGACAAUUCAAGUUGGAUGAAAUCAAAGAUGUUCCGUUUGGGGGCGAGAAUCAAAGAUGAAAAAUCUCAAGUCCAGUUUGGUAGGAUUGGAGAAGCUGUUUCUCGACCCUUUAGAGUUAUGGAUCAACGAGGGGAAGGGAACCAAAAGCAUCACCCUCCACGUAGGGAAGAUGAAAUAUGGCGACUCGAAGGGAUAUCCAAAGAUGGUAUAUAUCACAAAAACUUAUCGUCCCAAGGCAUAAAGACUGUGGGGGAUUUCUUGAAGGCUUAUCAAAAAAAUAAUAAUCCUACAACUCUUAGAAUGAUGCUUGGAAAGAGAGUGUUAGACAAGACAUGGAACAUGAUGGUUAAGAAUGCUGAGGAAUGUAUUGUUGAUAAUGUUCCAAUUAAUGAUGAUCGAACCGUUCAGGCCAAUAAUUUGGCGGAAAUUAAUCAAGUCAUGGGAGAUGAAGCUUUCCAAGGAAACUUUGGAUUUAUGCAAAAUAAUUUUGGUGAGAGUAAUGAUCUUCCAAGGUUGCGCAUUAAUGAGGGAUUACUGGACUCUGUGGUUAACUAUCGAGGACUACGAUGUUGAGUUUGAAAAGUCAAGAACCGAAAUGCAAGGCUUAAACCAAAACUCAAGGAGUUUUAUAGGUCAAGCUCAAAUGUCCCAAAAAAGUAUGAUUUUAUCUUUCUAUUUUAUUUUUUAAUAUGUAGCUCAAGCUUCAAACAUUCAUGAAGUGGAUGAUGCAACCCAGUACUCUCAAAUACAUCAGACCAAGUUAUUGCCAAAACCCAAGUGAAUCCAACAAAUGACCAUAUAAAUAUACACUCUUCUUUAUGUAUGAUCAGCCCUGAUCUUGUUUUUAAUGCAUAUAAUGGUCAUGAUAAACCUUGUUUGAUUUCUUUAUAUUUGCAAGUGAUUUCUACUACUUUCAUUGUGUUUGUAAUAUAAAUGUUGUCAAACAUCUUUGAUUAUGAUUAUUUGGUUUAGACAA